Messenger RNA from Marchantia polymorpha subsp. ruderalis, 1403 nucleotides. Lineage: Eukaryota; Viridiplantae; Streptophyta; Marchantiopsida; Marchantiales; Marchantiaceae. The record is from the annotation of a GenBank genome assembly.
CGUGCCAAGAUGGAGAAGGAACCUGACGUCGGGGAAAGUCUUCUCGAGAAGGUACCCGGGUGCCCGUAGGUAUCUCCUUGCUCCACAUGCAAACAUCCGCAAGAGUUUGCUUGAAAGACCCUAUAUAAGCAAGCAUCUGGUGGAUUUGUAAGCAUGGAUCGCUGCUUUCCAUCUCGUUGACGUAAAUAUAAAACUUGAGCGCUCGGGAUCAUUCGUAUGCGCAAGAAAGAAGGCCAUCUAUUUACAGGGUCUGAGAACCAUCUCUCGAGCUGGGCGACCUGAGCGACGCGGUCACAGUCUUUUUCUAAAACUAGCGGGUUUUCGAAUUCCAGACUUACAGCGACAGCAUGGAGAGAACACAUAUGACGUCGACUCUGGCCGUGUUUCUCAGCGCGCUCUGCAUCCUUUCCUCAAGAUGCUGUACCCCGGCGAGCGCCAUGACGAUGAAGGAGGUCAACUUCACGUACUACUUGCACGACAACUUCGUGCCGCCAGACGUUACCGCUGUAGCAGUGGCCGGCGCCAACGCCAGUAUCAUGGGCCCAUCUCAUCUCGGGGAUACCAUCGCCUUCGACAGCGUGCUCAGGGAGACAGCUUCUAGUGCUUCAGCUCAAAUCGGGCACUUCUCGGGCUUAUCAGUGUCGCUCAGCAAUCCGCAAGAGAAGUUCAUUUUAUUCGUGCUGAAUAUUACACUCCACGGCUACUCCGGAACCAUCUCAGGCUCUGCCAGGUUCAACAUCACCGCCCCUACUUGGGAGGAGGCCGUCAGCUCUGGCACGGGUUCCUUCAGAGGAGUGGCAGGCCACUUGAUAGUCAGCGCAGUCUCUUUCCGAAAUGGUAUUUCCGUUCUCAAGUACGACGCCAAUCUGAUACUUCCAGAUCACUCUCACUGAUCUCAUCAUUCGCAAGGCUUUCGAGCGGAUUGCAGUCGAAGUGCUGUCUAGUUGAGCCGAGAGCUGGCGGCUGACAUCCUUGACGUGUAAGUUUGCAUGAAGAAAUGAUUUCCACAAUAAUGCCACUCGGUAGUUCUCAGAGAUCAGAUUCAUUCUUCUAUUACACCCCUUCAUCAGGAUUUGUUUCAUUUUGUUGUGUGCCCAUGCAACAUACAGUCGUAGUGAGAGUUCUGCCUUCUUACUCAGUCACUUGGAUGGCCCACGUGCAUGCUCACCCAUAGAGUCCUUCACACCGCAAUGCCAUCUCUCCACUUCAUGAUGACAAGAAAUGUAAACCCGGAUCGAGCGAAUGGUAUUCAUGUCGGUAAAUGUAUUUGUUCCAGACAGACAAGCAGCUUGUUCCGUAUAUAGCCUACUUUCCGUUUCGCUGUAACUUUGAAUAGAAAAAGAAGUAACGAGACUAUUGGACUCCAAAAUCCUUUUAGAUCAAAUUUGUAUGUGAUACGUGCU